This is a messenger RNA of Penaeus vannamei (Pacific white shrimp), 573 nucleotides long. The record is from RefSeq and is a predicted model, not a curated record. Lineage: Eukaryota; Metazoa; Arthropoda; Malacostraca; Decapoda; Penaeidae.
AUGGUACAUAGUACUUUACCUUUGAGAGACAAAGUACUUGAUGAAAGUUUGCAAAAUCGCCUGGCUUUGUGUAUCCGACAACAGUACACAAUCAGCAUUAGAUUAACACCCCCAAUUGGUAUGAGAAUUCAAAGCCCUGGAAAUGGUGAUCAAGACAUGUUCACCGGUAAAACGAAAAGAAUAUACGGGGAACAAGUAAGGAUACUUAGAGAUAAAGAUGUAAUUGUUGAACCCGGCCGACCUGUUGGCCCUCUGCUGGUCAGUGACGUCACCAAUACGAGCGUGACACUUUCCUGGAAUCCGCCUGAGUACCUGGGCGGUGGCACUCUCACCUGUUACAUCAUAGAAGCCAGGCUGAUCACGUGCGCUGAUAUUAUUAAAAACAUCGAGAUAGCGGACGCCGAUCAGACCACCUACGUAGUGGACAACCUAGAAACCAACAAGGUGUACGUGUUCCGAGUGUAUGCGGAAAAUGAGACCGGAAUGGGCGACGCUCUCAUCCUCAGAACACCUGUCCGGGUCAAGGAGUUCAUCGGUGAGUACUGCUUGCGGCUCCUGACAUUCGGCUGUUAG